Molecule: messenger RNA, 1026 nt
Organism: Penicillium riverlandense
Lineage: Eukaryota; Fungi; Ascomycota; Eurotiomycetes; Eurotiales; Aspergillaceae
Product: NUDIX hydrolase
Exons: 3
Coding region: 1-1026 (341 amino acids)
Cellular component (GO): mitochondrion
Molecular function (GO): hydrolase activity, acting on acid anhydrides, in phosphorus-containing anhydrides
Source: RefSeq, a predicted model, not a curated record
AUGCCGCGCGCAAAAAGCGAUGGCGCCGCGAAGAAGUCGCCCGCAGUGCCGCGUCCCAGUUCGAGUGUGAUCCUCGUCUCCCCCAAAAACGAGAUUCUGCUCCUUCACCGGGUGCAGACAUCCAGCUCUUUUGCAUCUGCCCAUGUGUUUCCGGGCGGUAACCUGUCCAGCCAGGAUGGAGAAUGCCCGCCUCCUGAGGCCCGGACGCGGCACGAUGAUGCUCCUUGCUACCGACGUGCUGCGAUCCGGGAACUCUUCGAGGAGAGCGGUGUUCUCCUCGCCAAAGAUGCAGGGUCGGGGAAGAUGAUCGCUGUCAACGAGGAGGCGAGAGAAAAGGGCCGGCGCCUCAUUCAUCAGAAUAAGAUUAGCUUUGCGGAGUGGUUGAAGCAGCAAAACUCGGCUGCUGUGCCGGAUAUCGAUAAAUUGAUUCCAUUCACUCAUUGGGUGACCCCACCCAACGUGCCGAAACGGUAUACCACGCAAAUGUACCUCUACUUCAUGCCCCUGCCCGUCAACGUGGACGAAAGCCUACUCAAGCAACUGCCCUCCGAAGGUGAACGCGACGAACUGCAAAUCCCCACCUCAGACGGCGGCGUCGAGGUAACAGAAGCGCAAUUCCUGCCCGCCUCGGAAUGGCUCCGACGCGCACGCAGCGCGGAGAUCAUUCUCUACCCACCGCAGUUUCUGCUCCUGCACCUGGUCUCGGAGUUUCUAGAUCAGGAGCCUCGGGCGAAUACUUCCGUCGAGGAAAUGGAGAAGCGCCGCACGGCGCUGGUUGACUUUGUGCAUUCGGGCUCGCCGCCUUGGACAGAUAAGUUCAUCUCGCCGAAGAUGAUCACUAUGACGGAGGAUGGACGCUCCGUUCUGGGGCUAGAUGAUUCUGGACUUGAACUUAAGGGGUUGGGGAAGCAGGGCGAGUCCGAGAGGGUUGUUACGGUGCGGUUUACGAAGGGGAGUGUUAGAGAGGUGAAUGUGGGCUGGAGGAAGGAGGUGUUGCGCGAGGAGCGGGAGAAGAGUAAUUUGUAG